GACAGUUGGGACUUGGAGUGUAUAUAAGAGUAUGUACCGUACCCUUAGCUUCCCAUAUUCAUUCACUCACUCACUUCAUUAAAAUUUCCAUUCGGGGUUUUUUAUUUUCUUGAAUAUUGAUAAGCGCGUAUAUACACGCACGCUCGAUAUGGCUGCCCCCAAGGCGAAGAAGCUUGGGGCUGUGUUAUUCCGAUCAAAGAAGAGGCCGCGUGGAGGUCAAGCUGCUGUUCAACAACAAGCAACAAUUCACAAGCGGCGGCGGCGGACAAUUGACAGCCGCGGUGGCGGGGGCGGAGAUCUCUGCCGAAAAACCGCACCACCGACGACCAAAUCUCUGAAGUCGUCGUCAUCAAACAAUCACAAUAGUCCAAUAGUAAGAGCAGCAACAGAUGCUGAUCAUGCGAUCAAGAAGAUCGACAAAAGGACGCCGAUCCCUCAGCAUCACACGACCCGUCUCAUUCGGGAAACAGCCGCGCCGCCGCCGCCGGCGGCCGUAGAAAUCCCACUUUCCCGCCCCAUGGCCCUACGCGCCGAGAUGAUGAAGGUGCGGUACGCGGACACAAUCGCCAAGGCAAACCAGAAGAAACUGGGCGACCCGAAUUGGAAGGCGGAGGAGGAGGAGGCAGUGAGGCUGCGGCAGCCGCAGAUAGAGAGAGAAAGGGCGGCGGCGAGGAUCGCCGUGGAAAGGAUUCAGAAGACCGUUGAGUUUAAUGAUGCUCAUUCCCUAAUGAUUGAUUUCUACAGUUUAAUUUGUUCUUCUUGUUAGGAUUUGUAUUUCCCUGUCUAUUUUGGGAAUCUAUCCUCUCCUAUAAAUAAAGGAGAAACCUCUUG
This is a messenger RNA of Cuscuta campestris, 831 nucleotides long. NCBI's taxonomy places the organism in Eukaryota, Viridiplantae, Streptophyta, Magnoliopsida, Solanales, Convolvulaceae. The record is from the annotation of a GenBank genome assembly.